This is a messenger RNA of Centropristis striata (black sea bass), 2101 nucleotides long. Its product is annotated as E3 ubiquitin-protein ligase TRIM35-like. The transcript has a single exon. Lineage: Eukaryota; Metazoa; Chordata; Actinopteri; Perciformes; Serranidae. The record is from RefSeq and is a predicted model, not a curated record. The coding region runs from base 1 to 1398 and encodes 465 amino acids. Gene Ontology annotation, molecular function: zinc ion binding; protein binding.
AUGGCUUCCAGAUUAGAGGACGAUCUCUGCUGUUCUGUCUGCCACGACAUCUUUAAAGAUCCUGUCGUCCUGUCAUGCAGCCACAGCUUCUGUAAAGACUGUCUGCAGAACUGGUGGACGGGGAAACAAACCAGAGAGUGUCCAGUCUGUAAGAGAAGAUCUUCGAGGAGUAAACCACCUUGUAACCUGGUGUUAAAGAAGCUGUGUGAGAGUUUCUUACAGGAGAGACAUCAGAGAGCUUCAGAGCCUCUCUGCAGUCUGCACUCUGAGAAACUCAAACUCUUCUGUCUGGACGAUCAGCAGCCAGUGUGUCACAUCUGCAGAGACUCAGAAAAACACACCAACCACAGAUUCAGACUCAUCGAUGAAGCUGCACAACAACACAAGAAGGAACUCCAGGAAACUCUGGAGCCUUUAAAGAAGAAGUUAAAGGUUUUUGAAGAAGUUAAAGUGAAGUUUGAUCAAACAGCAGAACACAUUCAGGUCCAGGCCCGACGCACAGAGACGCAGAUUAAGAAGCAGUUUAAGAAGCUUCACCAGUUUCUAGAAGAGGAAGAGGAUGCCAGGAUGGCUGCACUGAGGGAGGAAGAGGAGCAGAAGAGUCAGAUGAUGAAGGAGAAGAUGGAGGCUCUGAGCAGAGAGAUAGCAGCUCUUUCAGACACAGUCAGAGCCACAGAGGACCAGCUGAGAGCUGAACACGUCUCAUUCCUGCACAACUACAAGGCUGCAGUGGAAAGAGUCCAGCAGCGCCUCCUGCUGGAGGAUCCACAGCUGCCCUCAGGAGCUCUGAUAGACCAGGCCAAACACCUGGGCAACCUGGCCUUCAACAUCUGGAACAAGAUGAAGGACCUGGUCUCCUACAGUCCUGUUGUUCUGGACCCAAACACUGCUGGUCCAGAACUCAUCCUGUCUGAAGAUCUGACCAGUCUGAGAGCAGGAGCACAACAGCAGCUUCCUGAUAAUCCAGAGAGGAUUGGGGAUUUUGGCACUGUUCUGGGCUCUGAGGGUUUUAACUCAGGGACUCACAGCUGGGAGGUCGAGGUUAGAGACAAUAUAAUCUGGUCACUGGGUGUGUUAGCAGAGUCUGUCCAGAGAAGAGAAAACAUAUGGUCUGGAUUAUGGAGAAUAGGGUUCUGUAGUGAUCAUUACGGAUCACAGUCACCAUCAGAUGAAGGAAUUCCUCUCAUAGUCCAGAAGAAGCUCCAGAGGAUCAGAGUGAAUCUGGACUGGAACAGAGGAAAGCUGUCGUUCUCUGAUGCUGACACUAACACACACAUACACACCUUCACACACACUUUCACUGAGAGGAUGUUUCCAUAUUUUACCAAUUAUGAUAAGGAUCAUCCACUGCAGGUUUUACCAGUGAAGGUCUCUGUGGCUGCAGGACAACAGAAAUAGACGAUCAGCAUCGUUCUGUUCAAGACGUCCUGAAGUCUUUGAGGAACAUGUGAGUACGUUGUCCUGGUGAUGUUUGUUUCUCCGUCAGUGUGAGGAAAUUAUGUCAUGAUGAUGUCAUGAUGAUGUAACAUCAGAUCAAAUCACUCUGUGACUGGCAGGCGUCUCUGUGGUUUCCUGUUCGAUUAUUGAUCAAACCUUUUAACUGAAUUCUCCGUAAAACGUAAUUCUCAUUGAUUGUUUUUUUUUGUUGUAUUGGUGUUUCAGGGUGUUAAAUAAAAUUAAAAAAACAAUAAUAAAAAAUAACUGUCAAAUAACAGAAACAACUAUAAGUUAUCUUACACAAAAUGUAUUUAAAAAUACAGAAAAUAAACGGCUAAUAUCUGUAUUUAAACAUAUAUAUCUGUAAAAUAAGUAUCAUAUAAGCGUUUCUACUUUAAUGAGAUAGUGUGUGUUUGACAAUCGUUUCUGUUUUUUUAUGAUUUCUUUUCACUUUACAUGUAAGGUUUUACUGUAAGAAAACAAAAAGUUUCCUUAAACUUACCUUCAGCUAUAUGAUGUGUAUUGUUUUUGUGUUCUAACAUAGAAUUAACUGUCAUUUAACAUUUAGGACCAUUAAGCAAUUUCAUAAUACUGUAAAAAAAAAAAUCUGUCCUAUUGUUUUAAUUUACAGAAUUAAACUUCCAUGUUCUGGUUAAUAUUUGUA